AUGGUGCUGGAGCGCCGGGGCGGGGGCCGAGAGCCUGGUGGGGGGCGGCGGCGGCGGGGCCGGCCCCCUGCACCGCCGGCAGAGGCGGAGGAGGGCGCGGGGCAGCGGCGGCCGCCGCGCCGGCUGCGGGGCCCGCCGCGCCAUCUCCUCCGCCUCCUGUCGCUGCUGCUCCUGCUGCCUGCCGGCGCCGCGGGCCAGGCCAGCCCUAGCUCCGGCCCGCACGCCGUGAGUCCCCCGCACUGGCCCCCCGCCGGGCCGGGACCCAGCCUCAGCCUCUACCUGAGCGAGGAGGAGGUGCGCCGGCUGAUAGGUCUUGAUGCAGAGUUGUAUUAUGUGAGGAAUGAUGUUGUUAAUCAUUAUGCGUUGUCCUUCAAUCUCUUAAUUCCCAGCGAGACUAGCAAUCUUCACUUUAGUUGGCAUGCUAAAUCCAAGGUUGAAUAUAAAUUGGGAUUUCAGGUAGAUAAUCCUGUGGCUAUGGAUAUGCCCCAAGCCAACAUUUCAUUAGAAGGAGAAGUCCCUCGCAUGCUCUCAGUGUUUCGUGUUGAACUCUCCUGUGCUGGCAGACUUGACUCCGAGGUCACGAUGUUAAUGCAGCUCAAUUUGACAAUAAACUCCUCAAAAAACAUCACAGUAUUAAAUUUCAAACGAAGGAAAAUGUGCUACAAAAAACUUGAACCAGAAGUGAAGUCUCCAACAUCUGACAAAAACAGCAGCAAGGCUAUCUUUGAUCCUGUAAAUGCAGCUCCCACCACUUCUACCCGUGUGUUUUAUAUCAGCGUAGGGGUGUGCUGUGCUGUUAUAUUCCUGGUGGCGAUAAUAUUAGCGGUCUUGCACCUACACAGUAUGAAAAGGAUAGAGUUGGACGACAGCAUUAGUGACAGCAGUAGCUCACAAGGCUUAUCCCAGCCUUCCACACAGACAACACAAUACUUGAGAGCUGACACACCAAACAAUGCAACACCAGUAACCAGCUCCUCAGGUUAUCCUACGUUACGAAUAGAGAAGAAUGAUCUUAGAAGUGUCACUCUAUUGGAAGCAAAAGCUAAAGUGAAGGACAUAGCCAUCUCCAGAGAAAGGAUAACUCUAAAGGAUGUACUCCAAGAAGGCACGUUUGGGCGCAUAUUCCAUGGAAUUCUAAUAGAGGAAAAAGAUCCCAGUAAAGAGAAACAAGUUUUUGUCAAAACUGUUAAAGAUCAAGCCUCAGAGGUACAGGUGACAAUGAUGCUGACUGAAAGCUGUAAACUCAGAGGACUUCAUCACAGGAAUCUGCUACCUAUUACUCAUGUCUGUAUAGAAGAGGGAGAGAAACCAAUGGUGCUGCUGCCAUACAUGAAUUGGGGGAACCUUAAACUUUUCUUGCGACAAUGCAAGUUGGUGGAGGCCAACAAUCCUCAGGCAAUUUCCCAGCAGGAUCUUGUACAUAUGGCUAUUCAGAUCGCCUGUGGAAUGAGUUAUUUGGCCAGACGGGAAGUUAUUCAUAAAGACCUGGCUGCUAGAAACUGUGUCAUUGAUGAUGCACUUCAGGUUAAGAUUACAGACAAUGCGCUAUCACGAGACCUAUUUCCUAUGGAUUACCAUUGCCUGGGAGAUAAUGAAAACAGGCCAGUUCGAUGGAUGGCUCUUGAAAGUCUGGUUAACAAUGAAUUUUCCAGUGCUAGUGAUGUGUGGGCCUUUGGAGUAACUCUGUGGGAGCUGAUGACUUUAGGACAGACUCCAUAUGUCGAUAUUGAUCCCUUUGAGAUGGCUGCUUAUCUAAAGGAUGGAUACAGAAUUGCUCAGCCAAUCAACUGCCCUGAUGAACUAUUUGCUGUGAUGGCCUGCUGUUGGGCCCUAGAUCCUGAAGAAAGACCCAAGUUUCAGCAGCUGGUGCAAUGUCUAACUGAAUUUCAUGCAGCGUUGGGAGCCUACGUCUGAAACUCCAGAGAAGAUUGAAUUCAGUAAUUGGGAGAAGAGAAGGCAUACGUUUCCAGCUCCAUGCAUCACUUGGACUCACACACGUGAUGUGUAUAAAGCAACACCAAAGGGAGAAAGCACUUCUUCCAAAACAUUGUGCCUUAGAGUGCUUUAGUAGUCUGAAUUUUUUUGUAAGACCUCUUGAUGUUGAAUAUUUUCUAGAUAUCACUUUUGCUAAGUUAAAUCAAGAUGCCAGCAGGGUUUUUUGUUUGUUUGUUUGUUUUUCGUUUUUGUUUUUGUUUUUUUUCAAGUGUAGUGAUAGUGAAUCUGAACACAAGAUUUGGAUGGACUUUGCACUGUUACAGCAGACACUUUUUUUUAAGGGUAUAUGGAGCUGGUAGGAAAAUGAGGAUAGGGGAGAUUAAUGCAAAAAAACGUACUGCAGAAAACUUUCCCUGCUUUGUAAAAAAUUUUAGAAAUGAAUCUUUAUGACCAGCUCUAGUGUUUGUUCUUGUAUGUAUCUGGAAUAGCUUUUUAGUAUCAAUUUUUUUCUAUUUUGAGACAACAGCACAUUGUGGUUGGAUCCACAAACAUCUUUUUUUUUUUUUUUUUUUUUUUAAAAAAACUCUUUCAUGAACAGUUUUUGGAAAAGCUGGUCUUCAAGACGCAAUAUCCUCUUUUUAAAGCAGUAAGUGAUUAUGUAAAAGUGAUUCCAGUUUACCUCAUACAGAGAGUGGUAAAGGUGGGGAAAAAUAGCGCCUCUCCUUGUAGACAAAAGGCUGAUGUGAUUUAAGAUGGUUCUAUGUGCUAAACAGAGGCCUUCAGAGAAGCGCCAAAGCAGCCUUACGCAGGAGUCUUUCACCUCAGAUUUCUGGAUUGCAGUUUCUCUUUUCGAAAAGGUACUGGUUGUUUUUAUGGGCUUUUUUGGCCUGAAAUGGGCUUAAAUAUAUAAAUAUAUAUUUGUAAAGACACUUGGCAGAGUAAAGAAUGUUUUUCUAUUACACCUAAUGUGAAAGCUUGGUCCCUCACAUUGACCUAUGUAUUAAAUGUACAGGUUAUUUAUUGUCAUUGGGGUGGAGUUGGCAUGAAGACAAGAAGGAUUGCUUCCAUCUCUGCAUAACUAUUCUCAGACUUAAUAUGUUGUCCUGACAUCUUCUUUAUCACAAAUUUCCAUUCCACCUCAAGUUAUUUUGAAUAGGAUAUUAACUAACAAGGAAUUUCGGAAAAAUGGAUGGAGUGCCAUUGAUUCAGUCAUAGAUCAUUUGUGAAUUCUUACCUAAGCAUAGUAGUAACAGAUAACUUUCAGUUCUCCUCAGAUACUGCAGAUUGCAUCCUCUACAGAGCUUGUAGGCACCAUGAGACAGGUUGCACCUUAGGACAAUGUGAAAUAUAAGGAUUUGCCUUUUGUUUCACCUCAUCUUUAGAAUAUAGCACCUGUAACUUAGAGCAUCUGGGCAACUGCAUGCCUCUUAGCUUUGCCCCUGUAGGCUCGUUAGAAACCACAGCUUUUUAGGAGACUCUGGUCUUGCAAUAAAAGCAAUUGGAUAUGGC
Messenger RNA from Rhea pennata, 3444 nucleotides. RefSeq names its product receptor like tyrosine kinase (gene RYK). The record is from RefSeq and is a predicted model, not a curated record. The transcript has 15 exons. Gene Ontology annotation, biological process: axonogenesis; multicellular organism development; cell surface receptor protein tyrosine kinase signaling pathway. Gene Ontology annotation, molecular function: protein kinase activity; ATP binding. Lineage: Eukaryota; Metazoa; Chordata; Aves; Rheiformes; Rheidae. Gene Ontology annotation, cellular component: signaling receptor complex; plasma membrane. The coding region runs from base 1 to 1914 and encodes 637 amino acids.